AUGUCGACGACUCUGCAGCUAAUUAUGUUGACCCUGGUGGGCGGCCAAGCCAAUCAAGUGGCCAACUACAGUCAGGUGCUGCUGCCCAUACUCAGCCAGCUGGAGGGUCGCCUGGAGCUGCAUUUGCGAGGAGUUCAGCAUGGGGAUGACGACUUUGUGCAGUUGCUGCUGCGACGGGGGGAAUACUCUUUAAGUAUCAGUCGCUCAAUGCAGCUGGACAGCCAUGUGGCACAUCACAUUCUAAUGCUGGAGGAUGUGCUGCAAAUGCGGAAGGUUCUGCCACAUCUAAGCAACAGAGGCGGCUUCUACCUGCUGGCAAUGGAGCGAACUACACCUGAGCAGGAUCCCCAGCUGCUGCAGUUUAUGUCUGACGUUUGGCAGCAGCACAAACACAGUCAAAUCUACUAUCUACAGCUGCAGAGCGGCCGAUUGCUGCUGCACAAUCCCUUCAGCCAGCGCAUCGUGCAGGUGACUGACCCACAGGCCUAUGCGCGCAUCUAUCAGAAUCUUCAUGGCUAUCCGCUGAGCAUCUACAUCUUCGAUUCGGUUUACUCCGCUGUUAGUGGCGAUGGCGCAACCAAACGGAUACUCAGCGUCACGGGCGCCGAUGCCAAGCUGGCCAAAACGGUGGCCAAGCAGCUGAACUUUACCCCCGACUACCUCUGGCCGGAUGAUGAGUACUUUGGUGGCCGUCGUGCGGAUGGCUCUUACAGCGGUGGCGUCGGACGUGCCCAUCGCCAUGAGGUGGACAUAAUCUUUGCGGGUUUCUUCAUCAAGGAUUACCUCACCACGGACAUUCAGUUCAGCGCCGCCGUCUACAUGGAUGACUUGUGUUUGUUUGUGCAAAAGGCUCAGCGCAUUCCGCAGUCGAUUCUCCCGCUGUUUGCGGUUCACGUGGAUGUUUGGCUGUGCUUCCUGCUGGUGGGUCUCGCGGGCACCUGCUGCUGGCUCUGUUUGAGGGCAUUGAAUCGAGUCCUGCACAUCCCUCGCAUUCCCAGCAGCAAUCCCAAGGUUGAGCGUUGGUUGAGCGGCGCUCUGCGCAUCUUCAUUGACACUUGGGUGGUUUGGGUGCGCGUGAAUAUUGGCCGCUUUCCGCCCUUCCACUCGGAGCGCAUCUUUGUGGCCUCGUUGUGCCUCGUCAGCGUCAUCUUUGGCGCCCUGCUGGAGUCCAGUCUGGCCACCGUCUACAUUCGUCCGCUGUACUAUCGGGAUGUGAAUACCCUGGAGGAAUUGGAUGCCACCGGCAAGAACAUCUACAUCAAGCAUCCAGCCUUCAAGGAUGAUCUCUUCUAUGGCCACGACUCUGCGGUUUAUCGCCGGCUGGAUGCCAAGAUGCUGCUGGUGGCCGAGGGCGAGGAGCGGCUCAUCGAGAUGGUCUCGCGGCAGGGCAAAUUCGCGGGUGUCACGCGCUCCGCCAGCCUGCAGCUGAACGACAUUCGGUACGUGAUGACCAAGAAGGUGCACAAGAUACCCGAAUGCCCCAAGAGCUAUCACAUUGGCUACGUGCUGCCCCGCCCAUCGCCGUACUUGGAGCAGCUGAAUCACGUGGUGCUGCGCCUUGUGGCUGGCGGACUCAUGCAGCUGUGGACGGGCGAGACGAAGGAGCGCGCCAAGUGGAGCAUUCAGCGUUUCCCCGACUAUCUGGCACAGCUGGACGUGGGCCGCUGGAAGGUGCUGACUCUGUCCGACGUGCAGCUGGCUUUCUAUGCCCUGACCAUUGGCUGCCUCUUGGCUGCCUGCGUUUGUCUACUCGAAAUGUAUUUGGGCAAACAAUAA
Messenger RNA from Drosophila subobscura, 1776 nucleotides. RefSeq lists its product as uncharacterized. The transcript has 2 exons. NCBI's taxonomy places the organism in Eukaryota, Metazoa, Arthropoda, Insecta, Diptera, Drosophilidae. The record is from RefSeq and is a predicted model, not a curated record. Bases 1 to 1776 code for a protein of 591 amino acids.